GGUGCAAAUCUGGACUAACUCCAGUGCAGUCAGGGGUGGCUCCGGAUUGACUCCAGGGGGCUGAGAUCAGAACCGAACCCUGCCCCCCGUGCAGUCAGGUGUGACUCCGGAUCGACCCUGGGAUAGCAGAGAUCAGAACCCGGUGCUGUCCCCACUGCAGUCAGGGGUGACUCCGGAUCGAUCCCAGGGAAGCUGCACUUGGGUCUGGGCGUGCACCCCCUCUCGCGCCGUGCUGGGGGCUCAUCCCCAGUGUCCCGGCGUGUCAUUUCCCCUCCCUAAAUCCCUCCCAGUUCCUUACCAUCCUUUGAGCUGCCAAAAGCCCCUGACACCUGCCAGCUUGGCUGUAGGACGCCUGGGUCCCGUUGCCAGAGGCGGAGGGGUGGGGGGAGCUUUGCCACGACUCCUUAAGCCCAUUAACCUGCCUGUCUAAUUCCCCCGUCUCCGGGGAGACGGGCACCCUCCGCCCAUCACCAGGGGAUUUGGGAAAUCAAGGCAGACGGGACAGUAGUGGGGGGGGGAGUGGCGAGAAAAAGAAAAGUCCCAGCUGCUCGCCGAGCCAAGCGGCCGCGGGCACAGAUCGUCCAGGCACCUCCGUGGGAGGAAGGCUGGGGCGGUGGCGAGGGGUCCGGCGGGUGCCGGGAUGCGGCUGGCCUGGGCUCUCCUCUGGGCCCUCUGCUGGGUGCCCGGCGGCAGGGGGGAGUAUGCCCUGCCCAAGUUCGUCUGCAGCCCCAUGCCCCUGGAGCUGGAGACGGGCUGCCAGCAGGCCCCACAGCCGCGGGCCGGGGGGCACUGGGCGGGCACGCUGGAGGAGGCCAAAGAGACCAUCCUGCACCUGCGGGAGACGGUGGUGCACCAGAAGGAGACCAUCCUGGACCAGCGGGAGACGGUGCGGGAGCUGACGGCCAAGCUGAGCCGGUGCGAGGGCCGGGCGGGCGGGGAGCCCGGGCUGGGCGGGCACGAGGACAACCUGAGCCACGGGCACCGGGAGGGGGCCGGCCGGGAGAACGAGUACCCCCACUUCGGGCACCGCGAGCACCCCGAGUCCCUGGGUGGAGCCGGGAGCGAGGCCGCCUUCCGCAAGGCCAGCGCCACCCCCAACACCAUGGAGGACCCCCCCCGGGAGGUGCCCGCCGGCGCCCCCCAGCUGGAGCGCAUGCUGGAGUCGCUCAAGGAGAGGCUGGAGCACCUCCAGCGCAGCCGCAACAGUUCCCUGUUCUCCAUCUCCCUGCGUGACGCCCUGCAGAAGAAAAUCAGCAUUUUGGAGCAUCAGAUCCAAGAGAAACUCAACGCCACCAAGCGCCAUGACCACAGCCACGAGGAGCCGCACCACGGCCAGGAGGAGCUGCACUGGCACAAGAACAGGGUCCACGGGCCUCAUGAGAAGGGGCACAAGGCGGAGAAGCCAGACGAGGUUUUCCGUGUGGGCUUCCCCCUCCGCACCAACUACAUGUACGUCAAAGUGAAGCGGACGCUGCAUCACGAGAUCUUCGCCUUCACUGUCUGCCUCUGGCUCAAGUCCAGCUCGGCGCCUGGUGUUGGCACCCCCUUCUCCUACUCCGUGCCUGGCCAGGCCAACGAGCUGGUGCUCAUUGAGUGGGGCAACAACCCCAUGGAGCUGCUCAUCAAUGACAAGGCUGCCACCUUGCCCCUGGCCAUCCACGACGCCAAGUGGCACCACAUCUGCGUGACCUGGUCGACGCGGGACGGCGUCUGGGAGAGCUACCAGGACGGGGUGCGGCGGGGCAGCGGCGAGAACCUGGCCCCCUGGCACCCCAUCAAGCCAGGGGGCAUCUUCAUCCUGGGGCAGGAGCAGGACACGCUGGGCGGCCGGUUCGAUGCCACGCAGGCCUUCAUCGGAGAGCUGGCCGACUUCCACGUGUGGAGCCACGUCCUGGCGCCAGGCGAGGUCUACAGGCUGGCCACCUGCGCCGGCCACGCCCACGGGGACCUCGUGGCCUGGGCUGAGGGCACCAUGGAGCUGCACGGGGGGGUGGCCAAGCUGCCCUUCAAUGCCUGCCACUGAGCCCCGCCCCACAGGGGGCUGGAGGCCCGGAUGCCUGGGUUCUCUUCAGCUCAGGGAGUGGAGUGGGGGCUACUGAUGACAACAGGGGAAGGACGGGGAGGCUGGAAGCCAGGGCUCCUGGGUUCUAUCCUUGCCUUUGGGAG
Molecule: messenger RNA, 2166 nt
Organism: Chelonia mydas (Green sea turtle)
Lineage: Eukaryota; Metazoa; Chordata; Testudines; Cheloniidae
Product: neuronal pentraxin-1-like
Exons: 5
Coding region: 641-2023 (460 amino acids)
Source: RefSeq, a predicted model, not a curated record